Messenger RNA from Ectocarpus siliculosus, 867 nucleotides. Lineage: Eukaryota; Phaeophyceae; Ectocarpales; Ectocarpaceae. The record is from the annotation of a GenBank genome assembly.
AUGGCCGCCGGCGCACGGAACGCUGACCCUAUCGAAUUUCCCCUCUACAAGGACCAGGCCCCGCAACCGGUGUCGAGUAUGCCUUGGCUCAAGCAGCACAUGUUGGACGGACCUCUUCGGGGCUUCCUGGAGCAGUACUACAACCACGACGACGAAGAAGAGGGUCGCGAGUGGACGAGUGCAAAGAUCCUUUCGGACAGACACCUGCACAGGGGCAAGACGGCCCUGUUUCUGUUCCUGAUGUACCACACGAACGAACAAAUUCAGGGCGAGGUGUUCUACAUGGAUGAGGACGUGAUGGUCACGUACGACGGCUUCCCGAAGGGGAAGUUCCAUCUUCUGGUGGUCCCAAGAGAGACGUUUCUCAACGUGACGGGGCCGAGCGCCCUCCGGAAGGAACACCUGCCGAAGUUGCGCCGCCUGCACGCCAUGGGAACUGCGCUGGCGAAGGCCUUGUCCCUUCAGGCGGAAGUCAGGGAAUUGUCUCACCCUUCUGCAAACGUGAUCAGGUGCGGGUACCAUGCGAUGCCAUCGCAAGAGCCGUUGCACUUGCACGUCGUCAGCAUGGACCUCGACGGGACGGGCCUGAAGCGCAAGACUCACUGGAACAGCUUCACGACAGAUUUGUUUCUGGAGGCGUCCUGGGUAGAGAGGCGGCUGGAGGAGCGGGGAAGCCUCGGUCUCGACAUGCGAAACUUCAGGGAGCUCGAGCAUGUGAAGUUGAGGUGCUUCCGCUGCCCGGGCGAGCCGGAGUUUCGACACAUGGAAUCCCUUAAAGCACACAACCGUGCGUGCACCGCGCCGGUGCCGGCGGGAGGCCGCCAUGACCCCGCGGCCCUCGACGUGCGUAGAGGUUCUUCGACGUGA